Nothoprocta perdicaria is the source of this 2669-nucleotide messenger RNA. It is a transcript of the gene ABLIM2, whose product is annotated as actin binding LIM protein family member 2. The transcript is spliced from 22 exons. Gene Ontology annotation, biological process: lamellipodium assembly; cytoskeleton organization. The record is from RefSeq and is a predicted model, not a curated record. Gene Ontology annotation, molecular function: actin filament binding. The coding region runs from base 100 to 2145 and encodes 681 amino acids. NCBI's taxonomy places the organism in Eukaryota, Metazoa, Chordata, Aves, Tinamiformes, Tinamidae. Gene Ontology annotation, cellular component: actin cytoskeleton.
CGUCCCUGAGCCCUGGCAGCUCCCGGCAAGCGGGAGCAGCGGGAACUUCAGCCGCUGCUUCCCGUGUCGCUGCCUGCGUGGGACUGAGUUAACGCAGGAAUGCCAGAAGACACAGUGUCACAACCACAGGCUGUACAUAGCCAACUUGAGAAGCCAUCAAGUACUGCAAUUCUUUGCAACAACUGUGGAAACCCAUGCAAAGGAGAAGUUUUGAGAGUUCAGAACAAAUAUUUCCAUAUUAAGUGCUUUGUUUGCAAAGCUUGUGGAUGUGACCUGGCUCAAGGAGGAUUUUUUGUGAGACAGGGAGACUACAUCUGUACUUUGGACUAUCAGAGACUCUAUGGCACACGGUGCUUCAGUUGUGAUGAAUUCAUUGAGGGAGAAGUGGUCUCAGCACUUGGCAAAACCUAUCACCCAGACUGUUUUGUGUGUGCUGUUUGCAGGUUGCCUUUUCCUGCAGGCGACAGGGUGACUUUUAAUGGCAAAGAAUGCAUCUGCCAGAAAUGUUCCCUUUCCCCUCCCAGUAGCAGUGGCACUUUCCCAGUACAGAAUUUGCGAAAUUGUGGGGGCUGUGGUUCAGAAAUAAAAAACGGGCAAUCGCUGGUCGCUUUGGACAAGCACUGGCAUUUGGGUUGUUUUAAGUGCAAUACGUGUGGCAAGCUACUGAAUGCAGAGUACAUCAGCAAAGAUGGCAUUCCAUACUGUGAAACGGACUAUCAUGCAAAGUUUGGUAUCAGAUGUGACAAUUGUGAAAAGUAUAUCACAGGAAGAGUGCUUGAGGCAGGAGAAAAGCAUUAUCAUCCAAGUUGCGCACGAUGUGUCAGGUGCAGUCAGAUGUUUGCAGAAGGAGAAGAAAUGUAUCUUCAAGGUACAUCCAUCUGGCAUCCAGUUUGUAGACAGGCUGCAAAGGCUGAAGAAAAAAACAAGGAAACUAGGACUUCCUCGGAGAGUAUCAUUUCUGUACCUGCUUCAAGUACAUCAGGUUCCCCAAGCCGUGUGAUCUAUGCAAAGCUUGGAGAUGAAAUUCUUGACUACAGGGAUUUGGCUGCUCUUCCUAAAAAUAAAGCCAUCUAUAACAUUGACCGCCCAGAUAUGAUCUCCUAUUCUCCAUAUAUCAGUUACUCUUCAGAUGACAGGCAUAGUUAUGGGGAGUCACCUCAGUUGCUCUCUCCAACACCUACUGAGGGUGACCAAGAUGAUAGAUCUUUCAAACAGUACAGGACAUCGAGUCCUAGUUCUACUGGCUCUGUGGGUUAUGGUCGCUACACUCCAACAUCCCAUUCUCCUCAGCAUUACAGCAGACCAGCUGGUACUCAGACUCUUGGUACCAGUAGCUGCAUCUCCCUGCCCCAACACCCAAGCCUUACAUCUACAUUCAGACAUCAUUACAUCCCUUUCUUCAAAGGCAGUGAAAGUGGUCGGAGCACUCCAAGUUUAUCCAUGUACUCAGACAGCAAAUCUUCACCUUCUGUCUAUCAGCAGGCUCCUAGGCAUUUCCAUAUUCCAGAAACGGGAGUAAAAGAUAACAUCUAUAGGAAACCUCCUAUCUACAAACAGCAUGCAGCAAGAAGAUCAGAAGGGGAGGAUGGAAGUYUGGAUCAAGACAGUAAGAAGCUGAAGACCAGUUGGCUUAUUCUGAAAGGGGAUGCGGACACCAGAACUAACUCGCCGGAUUCGGACACACGGUCGCUCUCUCUAACCCCUGGAGGGGACAGAGACAACUUCCAGAGGAUGCAGGAGAGCACAGCCACCACCACCACCACAUACUCCCGAUUUCCUUAUGCUAAAUCUACUUCUUUACCUGGCUAUGGAAAGAAUGGUUUACAUCAGCCUGAAAAUAUGGGCCCAUAUGAACCAGACCAGGAUGCCAGUUGGGGCAUGAAAGAAUACAAGGUAAGAGGAGCUUUUCCAGCUCUGGAAGAACAAUCAGAUUCAGCACUUCCUAGCAAGAUUUAUCCUUACGAAACACUUAUUGUAACAAACCGGGUUCGUGUGAAAUUGCCUAAGGAUGUGGACAGAACCAGACUGGAGAGGCAUUUGUCCCCUGAAGAGUUCCAGGAAGUCUUCAAAAUGAGCAUUGAGGAGUUUGAUCGUCUGGCACUUUGGAAGCGGAAUGACCUGAAGAAAAAGGCCCUGCUUUUCUAGCCCCUCCCAGAUAAAAUAUGUGCUUAAUCAAAACAAAAAAUAGUCUUGCCAGAACUAUCACAUGCACUUGCUGUUGAACCAUUGUCCAGCUUCAUUGUGUUAUUAUGUGUCGGGGGAAACGAAGGACAGAUUAGAUGGCAGAGCAUUGGAGUACAGAGAAUUUGCUAAUCUUGCAUGACCAGCUGGUUUUGUCAGUAACUCCUGGUCCUACCCAGUUUACAACAUGCAAAUAGUUAGCUUUAAAUUUAUUGUCGCUUGCAGUUAUUGCUUGAUAAAGCAGGAGGUCUUGAAAGGAAGAGCAAAAAGUGUAGCUGUGACAAAGAAAAAUCAUCUAACAUUUUGUUUCAGUAAAUUUUACAACAGAGAUGCAAGUUUUACAAAGUCAAGCAAGUAAUGAACACAAAAUUCUCCAAGUGGGGAAUCACAUGCUAUUAAAAAUCUGGUAAAAGCCAAAGAAAAGCAUGUCAGCAAGCAAUUACUGUAACUGUUUUAAAUGUGGUACUUUUUAAGAAUGAAAGCAAAAC